Periconia digitata is the source of this 1548-nucleotide messenger RNA. The record is from the annotation of a GenBank genome assembly. Lineage: Eukaryota; Fungi; Ascomycota; Dothideomycetes; Pleosporales; Periconiaceae.
GUAAUUGUACCUACCUUUGUACCGUCGGUCCUUCCUUUUGGACCCAACAACCCACCCAAUAUGGCAACCAACAACGACACCAGCAUCUUGCCCGAAGGCAUCAUCUCUCUGUUGGACACUGACCUCUACAAGCUGUCUAUGCAAUGCUGCAUCCUCAAAUACUUCCCCGACGUUCCUGUCACGUACAGCUUCACAAACCGCACACCCGAGAAGAAGCUUAGUCGCGCAGCUUAUCGCUGGCUUCAAACACAGGUCGACAAGCUUGAACACAUCUCUCUAUCCGACGACGAGUUCCAAUUCCUGAAGAACACUUGCCCGUACCUGAACGACCAAUAUCUCCAUUUCCUGUCGCAGUUCCGACUCCACCCUUCAAAGCAAUUGAAGCUGGUUUUCGAGCCGACGGAAGAUACCGGCGCAGACACGGACCUCGGCGACUUCCGCAUUCUCACCGAGGGACUGUGGCUGGAUACAAUUCUGUAUGAGAUACCACUGUUGGCGCUGAUCAGCGAGGCCUACUUCAAGUUUUGCGACAAGGACUGGGAGUACACAGGUCAGGUAGAGAAGGCAUAUCAAAAGGGCUUGAAACUACAAGAAGAGGGAUGCAUCUUCUCCGAAUUCGGAACGCGGAGACGACGAGACUAUCACACGCAAGAUCUAGUCCUACAAGGCCUGCGGCGAGCACAAGCAGAAGCAACCCAGAAGGGGUACACUGGAAAACUCUCGGGAACCAGCAAUGUGCACUUUGCAAUGAAGCAUGGUUUGCUGCCAAUAGGCACCGUUGCUCACGAGUGGUUCAUGGGCGUGGCGGCUAUUACAAACGACUACAAGAACGCAAACGAAAUUGCACUGAAGUACUGGACUUCGACUUUCGGUGAAGGGGUACUGGCCGUCGCUCUCACCGAUACUUUCGGCACAUCCACCUUCCUGGAGAAUUUCAAAGCACCUUCACCCGCCAUUACAAGCGCGGUACCAGGGGGUGCAACAACGCUUGCUUCUGCAGCGGCCAGCACAAACACAGAUGAUGUACAGUCACUGGGUUCCACCGAGGCACCCAUCAAGGCUGGCGUAGAUGGUGCUAACAAGCAAAAGCAGAGAACGUACGCCGAGAUAUUCACAGGUGUACGUCAGGACUCUGGGGAUCCCCUUGACUUCAUCAAGACGAUGCGGCAAUUCUACGACGAGCAGGGGAUCAAGGAGAAGAAGACGAUAGUGUUCUCGGAUUCUCUAAACAUUGAUCUCUGCCUCAAGUACAAAGCUGCGGCAGAGAAGGAGGGAUUCCAGCCGACUUUUGGCGUGGGGACAUUCCUGACCAAUGAUUUUGUAUCGACAAGCAGCGGAAAGAAGUCGACGCCACUAAACAUUGUCAUCAAGAUUGCGACAGCGUCCGGGCGGCAAGCGGUCAAGAUAUCAGACAACAUUGGCAAGAACACGGGUGACAAGGCGACGGUGGAGGAAGUCAAGAAAGUGCUAGGGUACACGGAGAAGGCGUGGGCGGGGGGUAACGAGAGCACAAGGUGGGGUACAGCGCAAGAGGCGGGCGAGGCGUGA